AGCCGCCGCCCGCGCCGCCACCCCCGCCGCCGCCGUCGCCGUCGCCGCCGCCCGGGGCUCCCCCGUCCCUGCGGGGCCAGCAGCAGCUCCAGCCUCCCGCGCCGGGUCUCCUGGCGCGCGAGACCCCAGAGCGGCGGGCCAGGGCGCCCCGGAGGGUGUAGACCGCGCCCCAGGAGGGAGUCAUGAAGACUCUAUGAAACUUGGGUUCUCUCUGGGAACUACAAAAAAUUGAAGGAAAGAAAACUUUCCAAAAGGAAGUUCUCUUGAAAAAAUAUGUUUACAACUGACUGAUACUGUUGACAGCUUUUUUUUUAUUACUAUUUUUUAAAAUAACAAAACACCUGAAGAAGAUUAUAUUUAUGGUAAAAGGAAACUGGACUAACCAUGAGGCCAAAGACUUUUCCUGCCACGACCUAUUCUGGAAAUGGCCGGCAGCGACUGCAAGAAAUCCGCGAGGGCCUGAAGCAGCCGCCCAAGCCUUGCUCUCAGGGGCUGCCCGUGGGACCCAACGGUGAUGCCACCCUGGGGGGCAAGGAUGCUGCCAGGCAGCAGCAGCAGAGAGCCACCCCCAAGUUCGGACCUUAUCAGAAAGCACUGCGGGAGAUCAGGUAUUCCCUGCUGCCCUUUGCCAACGAGUCGGGCACCCCCGCGGCAGCGGAAGUGAACCGGCAGAUGCUACAGGAGCUGGUCAGCGCCGGCUGUGACCAGGAGAUGGCGGGCAGAGCGCUCAAGCAGACCGGCAGCAGGAGCAUAGAAGCCGCCUUGGAGUACAUCAGUAAGAUGGGCUACCUGGAUCCGAGGAAUGAGCAGAUCGUGCGGGUCAUCAAGCAGACCUCCCCAGGAAAGGGCCUGGUGCCACCCCCGGGGACAGUCACACGAAGGCCCAGCUUCGAGGGCGCAGGUGACGGAUUCGCACCCUACCACCCACUGGGCAGUGCCGCGUACGAGGGACCCGCAGCACUGGAGGAGGUGCCACGGCCCUAUGUGGACUUCCUCUUCCCUGGGGCGGCACCCCACAGCAUGCCCGGGCCCCCACACCCAUCCAAGGGCUAUGCAGCAGGUGUGGAGCCAGCGGGGGCACACUUCUCUGGCGCGGCAGGUCCUGCGCUGCCACUGCCUGGCACACACUACAGCCGCGCGCACCUGCUGGUUCCUGGGGAGCCGCUGGCGUAUGGCGUGAAGCGCAGCCCAUCUUUCCAGAACAAGGCGCCACCUGAGGCUGGCGGCUACCCAAGCCUGACUGCCAAAGGUCAGGGGGGCCCGCAGGGUGCCGGCCUCACCUUCCCGGGCCCAGGCACCACGCUGUAUACCCCACAUCCACACCACAAGCAGACCAGCCCCACCAGCCACCAGCUGCACGUGAUGGGCGCCCGGGGCCAGAUGUUCCCGGGUGACAGCCCCCCACAGAGUCUGCUAGCCCCGUCCAGAAACAGCCUCAACUCAGAGCUGUAUGAGCUGGGUGGCAGCCCUGUGCAGGCAUGGCCGGCCACCUCCCUGGCCCGCCGUGACUCCCUGCAGAAUCCUGGCCUGGACGCACCGCGCCCGCACACGAGCUUCCGGCCGGACGGCCCCACGCCCAGCAGGACCAACUCCUUCAACAGCCAGCAGCCACGGGCCGGCCCGACAGUCCAGGCUGAGCCUUCCCUGCCCGCACCCAACACUGUCACUGCUGUCACAGCCGCACACAUCCUGCAUCCGGUGAAGAGCGUGCGGGUGCUGAGGCCUGAGCCUCAGACGGCCGUGGGGCCUUCCCACCCUGCCUGGGUGCCUGGGCCCACCCCAGCUGCAGAGAGCCUGGACACAAAGGACGAGCACACCCUGGCCCUGGGCAGCACCUACCCGCUGGACCUGGAGCUGGGCAGCCCCGACCGCAGGUGUCUUCCCCCUCCCUACCCAAAGCACCUGCUGCUGCCCGGCAAGUCUGAGCAGUACGACCUGGACGGCCUGUGCGCCGGCAUGGAGCAGAGCCUCCGAGGGGGCCCGGCGGCUGAGCCCGCAGACAGGGCCAGCAAGAGCCACAAGGGCAUCAAGGGGGACAAAGUGGGCAAGGACAAAAAGCAGAUCCAGACUUCACCCGUGCCCGUGCGCAAGAACAGCCGAGACGAUUGCGAGAAGCGGGAAUCGCGCAUCAAAAGCUACUCGCCCUGUGCCUUUAAGUUCUUCAUGGAGCAGCAUGUGGAAAACGUCAUCAAAACCUACCAGCAGAAGGUGACCCGGAGGAUGCAGCUAGAGCAAGAGAUGGCCAAAGCCGGCCUGUGUGAAGCGGAGCAGGAGCAGAUGCGCAAGAUCCUGUACCAGAAGGAGUCCAACUACAACAGACUGAAGAGGGCCAAGAUGGACAAGUCCAUGUUCGUGAAAAUCAAAACCCUGGGCGUCGGUGCCUUUGGCGAGGUGUGUCUGGCCUGCAAGGUGGACACGCACGCCCUGUACGCCAUGAAGACCCUGAGGAAGAAGGACGUCCUAGACCGCAAUCAGGUGGCCCACGUCAAGGCCGAGCGGGACAUCUUGGCUGAGGCCGACAACGAGUGGGUAGUCAAACUCUACUACUCCUUCCAAGACAAGGACAGCCUGUACUUCGUGAUGGACUACAUCCCCGGCGGGGACAUGAUGAGCCUGCUGAUCCGCAUGGAGGUCUUCCCCGAGCACCUGGCCCGCUUCUACAUCGCCGAGCUGACCCUGGCCAUCGAGAGUGUCCACAAGAUGGGUUUCAUCCACCGUGACAUCAAGCCUGACAACAUUCUGAUAGACCUGGACGGCCACAUCAAACUGACCGACUUUGGCCUCUGCACUGGGUUCAGGUGGACUCACAACUCCAAAUACUACCAGAAAGGGAACCACGCCAGGCAGGACAGCAUGGAGCCCAGCGACCUCUGGGACGACGUGUCCAACUGUCGGUGCGGGGACAGGCUCAAGACGCUGGAGCAGCGGGCACGCAAACAGCACCAAAGGUGUCUGGCGCACUCGCUAGUCGGCACACCCAACUACAUCGCGCCGGAGGUGCUCCUCCGCAAAGGGUACACACAGCUGUGCGACUGGUGGAGCGUCGGCGUGAUUCUCUUCGAGAUGCUGGUGGGGCAGCCACCCUUCCUGGCGCCCACGCCCACAGAAACGCAGCUGAAGGUGAUCAACUGGGAGAACACGCUCCACAUUCCAGCGCAGGCCAAGCUGAGCCCCGAGGCCAGGGACCUUAUCACCAAGCUGUGCUGUGCUGCCGACUGCCGCCUGGGGAGGGACGGAGCCGACGACUUGAAGGCCCACUCCUUCUUCAGCACCAUCGACUUCUCCAGCGACAUCCGGAAGCAGCCGGCCCCCUACGUGCCCACCAUCAGCCACCCCAUGGACACGUCCAACUUUGAUCCCGUCGAUGAAGAAAGUCCCUGGAGCGAGGCUAGUGAAGGGAGCGCCAAGGCCUGGGACACGCUCACCGCACCCAAUAACAAGCACCCCGAGCACGCCUUCUAUGAGUUCACCUUCCGGAGGUUCUUCGACGACAACGGUUACCCUUUCCGAUGCCCAAAGCCUCCGGGGGCUGAAGCUUCCCAGUCUGAGAACCCAGAUGCAGAACACUCGGAGCUGGGGGAUCAGACCGAGGGCUGCCAGCCCGUCUACGUGUAGCCCAUGCGGCCCUGCCACCAGCCCCUGGAGGGCACCGGUCAGUCCCCUCAUUACGCCAUGUGUUGCUUCUCGGUCUGCUCUUGGCCGUGGAAACCCAAGACAGAAACUCAAGGGACUCGGGUCCAGCCCCGUGCAUGGCUAGACA
This is a messenger RNA of Ochotona princeps (American pika), 3760 nucleotides long. RefSeq names its product large tumor suppressor kinase 2 (gene LATS2). Gene Ontology annotation, molecular function: ATP binding; protein serine/threonine kinase activity; protein binding. Bases 385 to 3615 code for a protein of 1076 amino acids. NCBI's taxonomy places the organism in Eukaryota, Metazoa, Chordata, Mammalia, Lagomorpha, Ochotonidae. Gene Ontology annotation, biological process: regulation of organ growth; G1/S transition of mitotic cell cycle; peptidyl-serine phosphorylation. The transcript is spliced from 8 exons. The record is from RefSeq and is a predicted model, not a curated record. Gene Ontology annotation, cellular component: spindle pole; nucleus.